CUCAAAGGUAAGGCAGGCAAGCAGAGUCUUGUAAUCUCAGACGGCAAUGGCUCGUCUCUUCCUCCGCCUCUUCUUCCUCUCCCUCCUCGCCGUGGCAAUCGCUGCGGUGGACGAAGAUCCGAUGAUACGGCAGGUUGUGGACGAAACAACCGCCGUUGACGCCGAGGACGAGCUGAUUCUGAACGCUGAGGCUCACUUCUCAAACUUCCUCCGUAACCACGGGAAGAAGUACUCGGACGCCGAGGAGCAUGCCUACCGUUUUGAGGUAUUCAAAUCCAAUCUCAAGAUGGCUGGGAGGCACCAGAAGCUCGACCCCUCUGCUGUAUAUGGUGUUACCAAGUUCUCUGACCUAACGCCGGCGGAGUUUCAACGGCAGUAUCUUGGGAUUCGGAAAACCCGUCGAUCUUUGAAGUCUAUUCAUGAUGCUCCGCUUCUGCCAACGAGCGAUCUUCCCGCGGAUUUUGACUGGAGGGAUCAUGGUGCCGUAACGGGGGUGAAGGAUCAGGGAUCUUGUGGAUCUUGCUGGUCGUUCAGUGCUGUCGGGGCGAUGGAAGGGGCGAACUUUUUGUCCACUGGUAAUCUUGUGAGUCUGAGCGAGCAGCAGAUGGUCGACUGUGACCACAUGUGUGAUGCAUCUGAGCCUGAUGCGUGUGAUUCGGGAUGCAACGGUGGAUUGAUGACAACUGCUUUUGAGUACGCGCUCAAAUCAGGUGGGCUCGAGACAGAGAAAGACUACCCAUAUACUGGAACUGACCAAGGUGGCUGCAAGUUUAGGGAGGAGAAGAUUGCAGCUUCUGUUGCUAACUUCAGUGUUGUCUCGCUUGAUGAAGAUCAAAUUACUGCAAACCUUGUGAAGCAUGGUCCUCUUGCAGUGGCUAUCAAUGCGUUAUACAUGCAGUUCUACAUCAGUGGCGUGUCUUGCCCUUACAUUUGCAGUAAGAAUCAAGAUCAUGGUGUGCUGUUGGUGGGCUAUGGCUCUGCAGGCUAUGCUCCGAUUCGCUUGAAGAACAAGCCAUACUGGAUCAUAAAGAACUCCUGGGGCGAGAACUGGGGCGAGAAUGGCUACUACAAGGUCUGCAAGGGUCAUAACAUCUGCGGUGUCGAGGCCGAGGUCUCUACCGUCACUGUCACCAACACUGCACAUCGGCCUUAAGGUGUGCAGCAGUAUAUCUGGAUUGUUUAGGGUUUGUAUACUUCUGUAAACGAAUUCAUAUGGAAGCAACAGAUAAAUACUCUUAAAAGUCUGUAUUCAGUUAGCCUUAAUCUAUAUGUGAAUACUUGCAUAUGCUUCUUUACUUUUC
Molecule: messenger RNA, 1301 nt
Organism: Dendrobium catenatum
Lineage: Eukaryota; Viridiplantae; Streptophyta; Magnoliopsida; Asparagales; Orchidaceae
Product: cysteine proteinase 1-like
Exons: 5
Coding region: 47-1153 (368 amino acids)
Cellular component (GO): lysosome
Molecular function (GO): cysteine-type endopeptidase activity
Source: RefSeq, a predicted model, not a curated record